Eremothecium gossypii ATCC 10895 is the source of this 615-nucleotide messenger RNA. RefSeq names its product Rab family GTPase YPT1 (gene YPT1). NCBI's taxonomy places the organism in Eukaryota, Fungi, Ascomycota, Saccharomycetes, Saccharomycetales, Saccharomycetaceae. The transcript has a single exon. Gene Ontology annotation, molecular function: GTPase activity; GTP binding. The record is from RefSeq and is marked provisional. The coding region runs from base 1 to 615 and encodes 204 amino acids.
AUGAACAGCGAAUACGACUAUCUUUUUAAGCUUUUGUUGAUUGGUGACUCUGGGGUCGGUAAGUCCUGCCUCUUGUUGCGUUUUGCGGACGAUACUUAUACCAACGAUUACAUUUCGACAAUUGGUGUAGAUUUCAAGAUCAAGACGGUGGAAUUGGAUGGCAAAACAGUCAAGUUGCAAAUCUGGGACACCGCCGGGCAAGAGAGAUUUCGGACUAUCACGUCGUCCUACUACAGGGGCGCGCAUGGCAUCAUCAUCGUGUAUGACGUGACCGACCAGGAGUCAUUCGACAACAUGAAGACGUGGUUGCAGGAGAUUGACCGCUACGGCACCGCGGGCGUGGUAAAGUUGUUGGUCGGUAACAAGAACGACUUAAAAGACAAGAAGGUCGUGGACUUCGAAGUCGCACGCGAAUUCGCAGACUCGCUCAACAUACCGGUGCUUGAGACCAGCGCUCUCGAUUCCAGUAACGUCGAGGAGGCCUUUUUGACCAUGGCCCGCCAGAUCAAGGAGACCAUGUCGCACCAGCAGAAGGAGUCCGGCAAGAAGGACGACAAGAGUGGCGUCAACCUCAAGGGCCAGUCCUUGGCAAACUCCGGUGGUGGCUGCUGCUGA